Molecule: messenger RNA, 684 nt
Organism: Aureobasidium vineae
Lineage: Eukaryota; Fungi; Ascomycota; Dothideomycetes; Dothideales; Saccotheciaceae
Source: the annotation of a GenBank genome assembly
UCGAGUUGGCUGCUGAAGCCUUUCCAGCGAUCUGAUCCUACCGUUGGGAAGCCAGGUGAACACGAGACCUUCCUGCUGCAUAUUCAGGCUGGUGUAAAUGCCCUCCGUCGAGAGAACACUGUUCUCGUCUUCUCAGGUGCGAAGACAGAACGGGAUGCGUCCUUGAGCGAAGCUGACAGCUAUCGAAACGUCCUCAUGCAAUGCUUCGGAGAGUCUAACGUUGUGCAACAAGCCAUGGCAGAUGGCAGGAUUUUGUGCGAAGAUGCUGCAACAGACAGCUAUCAGAACUUGCUCUUCUCCCUCAUCAAGUAUUACGGAGUCAAAGGAAAUUGGCCGCAGAUGGAAUGCCACGCCGACGCAAUCUGCUGGCCUGGCGAGAAGAUACGCGUGCAGGGAAUCAAUCCUCCCUUCUCCUUGUCGGAAUUGCGGGAUGUACAAAGGUUAGAGAAGCAGACUCUGGAUCUUUUCAAAGCAGACCCUCAUGGUGCUCAUGCUCCAUUGUCAAUGAAGCGAACAGCAAGGCAAUGGUCAACGAAUAUUGAUCUGCUUGGGAACAUAUCGGACACAUCCGUGAAACACUCUAUAGAGGAAUUGCUGGGCUGUCGUGAGCGCAAUACAUUCCACAGACCUUUACCAUGGACGGAAACGGUCCUUGAUAGUCCUUCAAACAAAUCGACGAAAUAU